Molecule: messenger RNA, 833 nt
Organism: Lobosporangium transversale
Lineage: Eukaryota; Fungi; Mortierellomycota; Mortierellomycetes; Mortierellales; Mortierellaceae
Product: HSP20-like chaperone
Exons: 6
Coding region: 73-648 (191 amino acids)
Biological process (GO): protein folding
Cellular component (GO): cytoplasm
Source: RefSeq, a predicted model, not a curated record
CUCUUUUGCUCACUUUUCAUUGCAUCCCCACGCACACAACAUACGACGCAUAAAAAAAAAAGUAACAAAGUCAUGCCAACUCCACAGGAACUUGAUGCCAUGUCAGAGGAAGAGCGCGCUGCAGUUGAGGCUGCUGCACGCAAAAAGGAAGCUGAAGAGCAAGCAGCCCUUCCAUACAAAUGGAGGCAGACUUUGAUCGACGUCGAUAUUUCUGUUGAAGUUCCCAACGGUACCCGUGGAAAAGACCUCAUCGUCGAGAUCAAAAAAAAAUCGCUCAAGGUUGGCUUGAAGGGUCAGACACCCAUCAUUGAGGGAGCCUUGUUCAAAGACGUCAAGCUUGAUGACUCCACCUGGACGCUCGACGGUCGGGAGGUCAACAUUCAUUUGGAAAAAUUCAAGGGCACAGAGUGGUGGAAAUGUGUUAUCGAAGGUCAUCCAGAAAUUGACACCACGAAGAUCACACCCGAGAACUCUAAAUUGAGCGAUCUAGAUGGUGAGACCCGUGGAAUGGUUGAAAAGAUGAUGUUUGAUCAAAGACAGAAAGCUAUGGGCCAGCCGACCAGCGAUGACCUCAAGAAGGCAGAAGCGCUGAAGAGAUUCCAAGCUCAGCACCCAGAGCUCGAUUUCAGCAAUGCCAAGAUGGGCUAAGCAUCAUUUGAAACACUUGAGGGGACAUGUAGAUUGAAACCAAAGAACAUGCUACGUUGAUCAAAUUGCAGCAUCCGCUACUUGAAGUAUUCCAUCCAAACCAUCAAGGAUAUGGUUGUGAAAAGUGAUCAUGAAGUGCAGAAACGAAUAAAAAAAUAAAAAAAUAAAAAUAAAAAAUAUCUUAC